Molecule: messenger RNA, 1564 nt
Organism: Cyclopterus lumpus (lumpfish)
Lineage: Eukaryota; Metazoa; Chordata; Actinopteri; Perciformes; Cyclopteridae
Gene: mtfmt
Product: mitochondrial methionyl-tRNA formyltransferase
Exons: 8
Coding region: 206-1366 (386 amino acids)
Biological process (GO): biosynthetic process; conversion of methionyl-tRNA to N-formyl-methionyl-tRNA
Cellular component (GO): mitochondrion
Molecular function (GO): methionyl-tRNA formyltransferase activity
Source: RefSeq, a predicted model, not a curated record
AGUGACGUCACACACUCCUGUGUGGCGGCAUGCGCCUUCAAGCUGUUUGCGACCCACCAUUAUUCUGGCAGAAGAAGAAGAAGAAGGCGGGGGCGGAAGUGGAAUAAGAAACAUGGCGGCGUCCUAUGUCGAUACAAUCAGGGCAAACCGGUUACAGUCACAGAAACCUCCUCCAUGUCUCCAGUGACGCGGACGCGUCGUUACUAUGUGGACUAGAGGCCGGGCAGCAGGAGCCGCUCUGCGGCGCGGCUGCACGCGGCUCCCCGGCCGGCUCGUGUCCUCGGCCGGACCCCCGUGGAGGCUCCUGUUCUUCGGCUCGGACCACUUUGCCGUGGAGUCUCUCAAACACCUCGCAUCCAGCAGGAGCUCUAAUGGAGGGGUAGUGGAGUCCCUGGAAGUCGUCACUUUGUCCAGGGACGUCCCAGUGAAGAGGUUUGCCCAACAGCACCACAUACCGGUCCACAGCUGGCCCCCCCACAAUGUGGAUGGACGGUUUGAUGUUGGGGUGGUGGUAUCUUUUGGCUGUUUACUCCAUGAGAGACUGAUCAACAAGUUUCCACACGGCAUUUUGAACGUUCACCCCAGCCUGCUGCCUCGGUGGCGAGGUCCAGCACCCAUCUUCCACACCAUCAUGCAUGGUGACACCGUGACGGGGGUCACCAUCAUCCAGAUCCGCCCUCACAGGUUUGAUGUGGGCCCCAUUCUCAACCAGGAGCUCUAUCAGGUCCCUGAGAACUGUACUGCUGAUGAGCUUGGAGCUGCCCUAGCCACUAAGGGAGCACAUCUGCUGAUUGAUACGUUCAUGACACUGUCCGAGAGAAUAGCACAUAAAAGGGAGCAAAGACAGACAGGAGCAACCUUUGCCCCAAAAGUCCAUCCCUCCAUGAGCUGGAUGGUGUGGGAGGAACAGACCUGUGACCAAGUGGACCGUCUGUAUCGUGCCUCCGGAUCCCGGGUAAGGAGGACUGUUCAUGGGCCAUGGAGACGUCUGAAUACCUGUCAUGACGCUUCUCUCUGCCAACAGAUGCCAUUGAGGACCACAUGGAUGGGCAGGACAAUACAACUUCUGGAUUUUGUAGGAAAAUGUCACAUUUCAUUAUUGGAUGAGAAGAGGAAACCGGUGCCUGGUUCAGUGAGCUACCAGAAGGAGUCCAGCACACUGGCGGUCUGCUGUAAGGAUGGCUGGGUGGGGUUCAAGGCAGUGCUCCUGAAAAAGAGGCUGACAGCGAGUGACUUCUAUAAUGGCUUCCUGCACCAGGCGCUGCAGAAGAGAGCUCGUCACCAGCCGGCUGCAGCACUGUUUGUCAGCCCGGCAGCGGGAGCACGUCAGAGGGGGAACUCCACCAAUCAUGUUCUCCCUGGGUGAACACGUAGGCGUGUCAUUUAAUGUAGAGAAUGUGCUACUGUUGUCUGUUUUAAGACAUCUGCAUGUACAGUUCAUACAUAAAUGUGCGGUUGUCUGGGACAACCAUGAACUCAUGUCUAUUUAAACUAAGGCAGUACACAAUGGAUGAGGAGUUAUUUACUCUGUAAUCAUUUAUUAAAUACUAAAUUGACACACAAA